UUUUUUUAUUAUUUUAAUUUCUGGUUCAAAUAUCCUUAGUGAUGUAUAGUCCUCGGCUGGUCACUGCAUGAAUUCUAACAAACCUCGGUUUCUUUCAGCCAGGAUUGGCGUUUCACUCUCGCGUUCCCAUUUAACUCCAUCGGGAUUGGACAUGUGCUCGCGACGAACGAACGGGCAUCGUGCAUAGCAGUGUCGCCACUAUAGUUAAAAUGAAAGGCGCUUAAUUGUUGUCUAUAAUAUUGCCGCGGCAAACGUACUAAAUUUAAGAAUGAUAGUUUCAGUAUUUCCUGAACAGCUGUCAGUGCUAGACAACUGAAUACACGCGACGACCGCUAUCAUGAGGCGAGAAUGAUCCUCAAUUAUUGAAUGCCCUUAAAACUAAAGGUUUUCUCACCUUCGUGUAAUCCACUUUUUUUUCUAUUCUUAUUUUUUUUCUUUUAUAACGUAAAUUAUUAUUACAAAAAUUUAGUGUAGUGCGAUUUUUGGUUUUCUGCUGCAUCGUCAGGAACGUUCUUUGGAUUUACGAAAAUGGUGACGAGAAUUUCAACGACAGUUUUACUAUGUUUCUUCGUACUGUGGAUUGGAUGCACCGAAAAUGCAGAAGGUGCAAGAAAAAGAUUUCGACGGCCAACAACAUCGAGUCCUUCGCUGACAAAUGAUCAAGAAGUUUCUGCGAGUGUUAAUAGGCCAAAAUUAACUCGAAAUCGCGUCAGCACGAAGAACACGAAAAAUGAAUUGCAGCCUGGAAAGCCGAUAGACGAUUACAAGAUUGUGUGUUAUUACACAAAUUGGUCGCAGUAUCGGACAAAGGUGGGGAAAUUCAUGCCUGAAGAUAUCCAGCCAGAUUUAUGUACACAUAUUAUCUUCUCUUUUGGUUGGCUCAAGAAAAAUAAGUUGACCAGCUUUGAAUCGAACGAUGAGACAAAAGAUGGAAAAGUUGGUCUUUACGAAAGGAUAAUGACACUGAAAAAAGCGAAUCCCUCGCUCAAGAUUCUUCUAGCUAUUGGUGGAUGGUCUUUCGGUACACAAAAAUUCAAGGACAUGUCUGCGACUCGAUAUGCGAGACAAACCUUUAUUUACAGUGCCAUACCUUAUUUAAGGGACAGAGAUUUCGACGGAUUGGAUAUUGAUUGGGAGUAUCCGAAAGGCGGGGAUGAUAAGAAAAAUUACGUCUUAAUGUUAAAAGAACUUAGAGAAGCUUUUGAGGCCGAAGCUCAAGAGAAGAAGAAACCGCGAUUAUUGCUGACUGCCGCUGUACCCGUUGGACCCGAUAAUGUUAAAGCUGGUUACGACGUUCCAGCAGUCGCCAGUUAUCUUGAUUUUAUAAAUCUGAUGGCGUACGAUUUUCACGGCAAAUGGGAGAGGGAAACUGGACACAAUGCCCCGCUUUAUUCAUCAUCACUGGACUCAGAAUGGCAGAAGCAAUUGAGCGUCGAUAACGCGGCAUCAAUGUGGGUUCGAUUGGGAGCACCGAAAGAAAAACUUAUUAUUGGAAUGCCCACAUAUGGACGUUCUUUCACUUUAUCUAAUCCCACCAACUUCAGAGUUCAUGCCCCAGCCAGUGGCGGUGGAAAGGCUGGAGAAUAUACAAAGGAAUCUGGAUUCCUUGCCUAUUACGAGAUAUGCGAGUUGUUGCAAAAUGGUGCAGCCUAUGUCUGGGACGAGGAGAUGAAAGUGCCUUACUUAGUGGAUCACGAUCAAUGGGUAGGUUUCGAUGACGAAAGAUCCAUCAGACACAAGAUGCAUUGGAUCAAGGACAAAGGAUAUGGUGGAGCCAUGGUGUGGACUGUCGACAUGGACGACUUCAAUGGUACAGUUUGCGUGGGAAAUGUCAAAUAUCCCUUAAUUGGUGCUAUGAGGGAGGAAUUGCGGGGCGUUUCUCGCGGCGUCAAUACCAAAGAUGUGGACUGGAGUGCAGUCGCCACUACAAUCACUGAGACAAUAGUGAAAAAACCCGAACCUUACAAGAUUUCACUUGCCGAGGUUCUCAGUAAGUCAAAGAAAGUCCAAAAGCCCACGCAAUUGGUCAUCAGUACUCCAAGUCGAGAAAGGGAAGCUCAAACCAUUUGUUAUUUGACAAAUUGGUCUCAUAAACGACCAGGAAUGGGAAAAUUCCUACCUGAGGAUAUUGAUCCCACUCUAUGUACCCACGUAAUUUACGCCUUUGCUACUUUGAAAAAUCAUUUGCUCUCCGAAGGCAACGACAAAGAUGUGGAAAUGUAUAAACGUUUGAUUGAACUGCGCGAAAAGAAUCCCGACAUCAAGAUUCUUCUGGCAAUCGGCGGCUGGGCUUUCGGUUCCACUCCAUUUAAGGAACUCACUGGCAACACUUUCCGCAUGAAUCAAUUCGUCUACGAAGCCAUUGAAUUUCUCAGAGAAUACAAAUUUGAUGGUUUAGACGUUGACUGGGAAUAUCCGCGUGGCGCUGACGACCGAACAGCGUACGUGAAUUUAUUAAAGGAAUUAAGAAUGGCUUUUGAGGGAGAGGCGAAAAGUUCUGGAGAACCGAAACUUAUUCUUUCUGCUGCUGUGCCUGCUAGUUUUGAAGCAAUUGCCGCGGGAUAUGACGUUCCGGAAAUAUCCAAGUAUUUGGACUUCAUUAACGUCAUGACGUACGACUUUCAUGGUCAAUGGGAAAGGCAAGUUGGACACAAUAGUCCACUGUUUCCACUUGAAAGUGCCACGAGCUAUCAGAAGAAACUAACUGUGGACUUUAGUGCUCGUGAAUGGGUUAAACAAGGAGCUCCGAAAGAAAAAUUAAUGAUUGGUAUGCCAACCUAUGGUAGAUCGUUCACACUAGUCGAUAAGGAUAAAUUUGACAUUGGUGCUCCAGCUUCGGGUGGUGGAACUGCAGGAAACUUUACCAACGAACCUGGCUUCUUGUCUUACUAUGAGGUUUGCAGCUUCUUGAACGAAGAUAAUACAACUUUGGUAUGGGAUAGCGAACAGCAAGUACCGUUUGCUUACCGAGACGAUCAGUGGGUCGGAUUCGAUGACGAAAGAAGUCUUGUAAAUAAGAUGACAUGGUUGAAAGAAGAAGGCUUCGGCGGUAUUAUGAUCUGGUCAGUAGACAUGGAUGAUUUUAGAGGAAGUUGCGGAACUGGCAAAUAUCCUUUAAUCAAGGCCAUGAAGAAGGAACUUUCAGAUUAUAACGUUAAAUUGGAGUACGACGGUCCCUACGAGGCAAAUAUCAGAAGCGGAAAAUACACAACAAAGGAUCCGAAUGAAGUCACUUGUGAUGAAGAAGACAAUCAUAUUUCCUAUCACAAGGACAAGAACGACUGCACUAUGUACUACAUGUGUGAGGGAGAACGGAAGCAUCACAUGCCCUGUCCGGCAAAUUUGGUCUUCAAUCCCAAUGAGAACGUCUGCGAUUGGCCCGAAAAUGUAGAAGGUUGUCUUGAACACACUCAGGCCCCUCCGGUCUGA
This is a messenger RNA of Leptopilina heterotoma, 3429 nucleotides long. RefSeq names its product probable chitinase 10 (gene Cht7). Gene Ontology annotation, molecular function: chitin binding; hydrolase activity, hydrolyzing O-glycosyl compounds. The transcript is spliced from 16 exons. The record is from RefSeq and is a predicted model, not a curated record. Gene Ontology annotation, cellular component: extracellular region. The coding region runs from base 529 to 3429 and encodes 966 amino acids. Lineage: Eukaryota; Metazoa; Arthropoda; Insecta; Hymenoptera; Figitidae. Gene Ontology annotation, biological process: chitin catabolic process; carbohydrate metabolic process.